AUGCAGUGGGCCUCUGUCCUGCUGCUGGCAGGGCUCUGCUCCCUCUCCCGGGCCCAGUAUGACGACGACCCCCACUGGUGGUUCCACUACCUCCGCAGCCAGCAGUCCACCUACUACGAUCCCUACGAACCUUACCCUUACGAGCCCUACGAGCCUUACCCCUACGGGGUGGAGGAGGGGCCGGCCUACGCCUACGGCUCUCCACCCCCACCGCCCGACCCGCGAGACUGCCCCCAGGAGUGUGACUGCCCACCGAACUUCCCCACGGCCAUGUACUGUGACAACCGCAACCUGAAGUACCUGCCCUUCGUCCCCUCCCGCAUGAAGUACGUCUACUUCCAGAACAACCAGAUCUCCUCCAUCCAGGAAGGGGUCUUUGACAACGCCACCGGGCUGCUCUGGAUCGCUCUCCAUGGCAACCAGAUCACCAGCGACAAGGUGGGCAGGAAGGUCUUCUCGAAGCUGAGGCACCUGGAGAGGCUGUACCUGGACCACAACAACCUGACCCGGAUGCCCGGCCCGCUGCCUCGAUCCCUGCGGGAGCUCCACCUUGACCACAACCAGAUCUCCCGGGUCCCCAACAAUGCUCUGGAGGGACUGGAGAACCUCACGGCCUUGUACCUUCAGCACAACGAGAUCCAGGAAGUGGGCAGUGCGAUGAGGGGCCUCCGGUCGCUGAUCCUGCUGGACAUGAGCUACAACCACCUCCGGAGGGUGCCGGAUGGACUGCCCUCAGCUCUCGAGCAGCUGUAUCUGGAGCACAACAACGUCUACUCCGUCCCCGACAGCUACUUCCGGGGGUCCCCCAAACUGUUGUACGUGCGGUUGUCCCACAACAGCCUCACCAACAAUGGCCUGUCCUCCAACACCUUCAACUCCAGCAGCAUCCUGGAGCUCGACCUCUCCUACAACCAACUGCAGAAGAUCCCCCCCGUCAACACCAACCUGGAGAACCUCUACCUCCAAGGCAACAGGAUCAAUGAGUUCUCCAUCAGCAGCUUCUGCACCGUGGUGGACGUCGUCAACUUCUCGAAGCUGCAGGUGCUGCGCCUGGAUGGGAAUGAGAUCCAGCGGAGCGCCAUGCCCGAGGACGCGCCCCUGUGCCUGCGCCAGGCCAGCCUCAUCGAGAUCUGA
Messenger RNA from Pipistrellus nathusii (Nathusius's pipistrelle), 1134 nucleotides. The record is from the annotation of a GenBank genome assembly. Lineage: Eukaryota; Metazoa; Chordata; Mammalia; Chiroptera; Vespertilionidae.